Messenger RNA from Lynx canadensis (Canada lynx), 945 nucleotides. RefSeq names its product olfactory receptor 1L6-like. The transcript has a single exon. Gene Ontology annotation, biological process: G protein-coupled receptor signaling pathway. The record is from RefSeq and is a predicted model, not a curated record. Bases 1 to 945 code for a protein of 314 amino acids. Lineage: Eukaryota; Metazoa; Chordata; Mammalia; Carnivora; Felidae. Gene Ontology annotation, molecular function: olfactory receptor activity; G protein-coupled receptor activity. Gene Ontology annotation, cellular component: membrane.
AUGGCCCUGGCCAACCUCACGACGGCCCCAGAAUUCCUCCUCCUCGGCCUGGUGGAUGGAACAGACAUCCACCCGCUGCUCUUCCUGCUCUUCCUCGGCGUCUACCUGCUCAAUGCCUUGGGCAACCUGGCCAUGGUGGUGGUGGUGAGGUCGGAUGGGGCCCUCCGCUCCCCCAUGUACUAUUUCCUGGGUCACCUGAGCCUCGUGGACGUCUGCUUUACCACUGUCACCGUCCCCAGACUGCUGGCCGGCUUGCUCCACCCGCGCCAGGCCGUGUCCUUCCAGGGAUGCUUUUCCCAGAUGUACUUCUUCGUGGCUCUGGGCAUCACCGAGAGCUACCUGCUGGCAGCCAUGUCCUACGACCGCGCGGUGGCCGUCUGCCGCCCCCUGCACUACUGCGCGGUCAUGACGCCCCGGCGCUGCGCGGCGCUGGUGACCACGUCCUGGGCCGUGGCCCACCUGCACUCGCUGCUGCACACGCUGCUCAUCUCGGCGCUCUCCUACCCGUGCCCCGCCCCUGUGCGCCACUUCUUCUGUGACAUGACGGUGAUGCUGAGCUUGGCGACCUCGGACACGGCGACCGCGGAGGCUGCCAUCUUCUCCGAGGGCCUGGCUGUGGUGCUCACCCCGCUGCUCCUCGUGUCGCUGUCUUACGCGCGCAUCCUCGUCGCGGUGCUGGGAGUGCGGGCGGCCGGGGGCCGGCGCCGCGCCUUCGCCACCUGCGGGGCCCACCUGGUGGUGGUGUCGCUUUUCUUCGGCUCUGUCCUCUCCGUCUAUUUCCGGCCGUCCUCCGCCUACUCAGCCCGCUAUGACCGCCUGGCCAGCGUGGUCUAUGCUGUGCUCACACCGACCUUGAACCCUUUCAUCUACAGCCUUCGCAACAAGGAGGUCAAGGGCGCCCUGAAAAGGGGACUCAGAUGGAGGGCUGCACCCCAAGAGGUGUGA